AUGAAGUCGUUCACACUUAUUGCUGUUCUCAUUUACUGGAUGGAAAAUGGAGCAUGUCGAGACGAAGAAAAAAUCAGCAAAGGGUGCUAUUGGCCGAACGAAGUGUACGAGCCUUGCUUCGGUGGCUGCGCGGAGGUAUCGUGCGACAAUCCCCGAAACCACCUGCGCCCCUGCUACCCGUAUUGCGAGCCGGGUUGUGUGUGCGGGGACCCUUACGUCAGGGACGACCGCACACACCAGUGCGUGUUGCCACAGGACUGCUCGCCAACUCAGAUGGGCAUACCAGUACCAACGAAGAGGAUCGCCAAACCACCUGCCCCGAAAUACGUGAUUGCGAGCAAGCCACCGAGGGGUCACGGGAAACGAGAUGAAAUUCCAGAUAUUAACGAAAGCGUCGGACCACCGAGCAACCACGUGGAGGACUUUAAACGGGGCUCUGACAUGUCGCGAAUGGGCAAUUACUUUAAUAUCGUGAUCGCCCCUCCGCCCAUAAAAGCGUUGCAGCCGAGAAAACUUCUCCAUAACGAAAAUUUCAGGUCGCCUAUCAAACAAAUGAAUCAAAGAGAA
Molecule: messenger RNA, 567 nt
Organism: Iphiclides podalirius (scarce swallowtail)
Lineage: Eukaryota; Metazoa; Arthropoda; Insecta; Lepidoptera; Papilionidae
Source: the annotation of a GenBank genome assembly